AAGCUGCUUAUUGACAAGUUCAAAGGAUCUUCGACUCCCGAGUGUUUUGGAAGCUUGAGAAGGAUUCUGCUCUAGGUGGGGGUGUUUCAGGUGGUAUGUUUUCUUCUCUCCAUCAGGGGGAGAAUCUUCUUCGAACGUUUGGACAUUAGAUCAGAUCAGAUGCGGCCUUUGGCUGUUUUUCUAAAGUGAAAACUAGCAGCUGAUUUGUUAUUGAAAUUUUUCAUAAUUUUGAGCAAUGAAUGCCGCCGAGUUGUCACCUCACUGCCGACGUAGAAGCGUUUUAGACGGCUAUAAAGAAGGCGAUUUUCCCGUCAAGAGAGAACCAGAUGAAGAUUUUAAGUGCUACGCCGAGACGACAAUGAACGAAAUCCUUGGUUGGUACGGUUUCGAGAAGGUGGAUAGCAGAGAUACUCAAGGUUUGAACCUCACCCACUUUGCUUCCAACAAUUCUUCUGCAGCUGGUAACAACAGCUCAAACGGUGUGUCACCGCCUUCUUCGGCUAUGGAAGGAAGUGAUGCAUCAGAGGAUGUUCCAUCUCAUCCUGGUGGCUUAGACGAAUCUUCCAGGCUGAGAUCAGAUAGUAUGAGUCCCAAUCCUGAUGCUUCAUCAACAGCUUCCGACGAAGUUGCCAGGCAACAUCAGCAAAUGGUAUCAGCACUUUCAAAUAUUACCAAACAUCCAGGAGCGCCUGAUUCUCCUAAUCUUCCACCUGGCUACAUUGUGUGUGCUUGGUGUCAAAAAGUUGGAGUAAAGUUGUUCACGCUAAAGACACCAAAUGGAUCAAAGGCGUUCUGUAGCGAACUUUGCUUCACUCAGUGCAGAAGAGCUUCCUUUAAAAAGAAUAAAAUCUGUGAUUGGUGCAAGCAUGUGCGACACACUGUAAAUUACGUAGACUUUCAAGAUGGUGAGCAACAACUGCAAUUUUGCAGCGAUAAGUGUUUAAAUCAGUAUAAAAUGAACAUAUUUUGUAAAGAGACUCAGGCACAUUUACAGAUGCAUACGCAUCUAAAAGAAGCUGCUUGCAAACUUGCUGCUGCUGGUUCUGUUAAUUUAAUUACUCCAGAUUUGUGGCUUAGAGACUGUAAAACGAAUGGGAAUUCUAGAUCACCGCACGAAGCGAUUGAUAUCAUGGAAGACGUAAAUUCAGAUGAAAACAUUUCUAUAGUGGCAUCUCCUGCUCCGCUUAUAGAGUCUCCGAAACCUUCAUCUUCUCCUGUUAUUGAAAAAAAGGAGUCAAAGGACCACAAACAAGAUCAGCCUUUGCCUGUCAAAGAAAAAGACAAGUCUUUAAGAAAACAUUCCUCUAAGCAUUCAUCUAAAAAACUGUCAUCCGAGAAUAAAUCACAUACGCAGAAACAUUCACGAGAAAAGAAAAACACUUCGCAUUCAAUAGAUUUUCCCUUGAAUCAAAGGCAAUCCCCUAUUCAAGCCUCCCCACCUACACAAAUUAGAAACGGACAAAUGGUAGAUAGUUCUCAUCCAUUGUUAUCUCCUCCUCCUGUAGGCUCUAUUCCAAGACAUCCUCCUCAUAUGGGUUCGUUAGCAUCUCGCCACUGCCCACCUGUGCCAUCACCUAUAAAUUCCAACAACUUCACAGAUCAUGGUCGUCAGCCAUUUCUUCAUCCUAAUGUUGUUCCGCCACCAUUCCAAUUUUUCGCUCAACAACAAAUGGAAGCGAUGCUAAGAUCUCAACAUGGUUUGGAUUUAAGAUCAAAGCUUCCACCACAUUUGCCAAUCCCCCCUUGGCUUAUGCCCCCAUUUCCACAAAUGCAUCCGCCGCCGCCACCACCACCUCCACAUCAUCCGCCCACUGCAAAUUCACGAAGUCCUUCUGUAUUGCAUUCGUCACCUCCAUCUAAAAACUCUCAUCAAAUCUCUCACCAGAAAAGUUCACACCAUAACAAACACAAACAUCAUAAGCAUUCUUCCAUAAACCCAAACAAUAGCUCACAAAACAAACCCAGUCCUGUCGCAGCCGAUACGCCCUUAUCCCAAUCUUCGCUUCUUCCUCCAGUCACAGUUAUGGUUCCUUUUCCACUGAUGCUUCCUGUGCCAUUACCUAUACCAAUACCCAUACCUAUACCACCACAAGUAAUGGACAAAUAUAGCAUGCUAAAACUACAACAACAACGGAAAGAUCAAUGCUUAGCUUUAGCGUCAAAAUGUGAUGAAAUUUUCGUGUCUGGAACACAUCAAAAGAGAAAGCAUUCCGUUGAUCCUCCUAAACAUAGGAAAAAGCAGAGAUCUUUGUCAAAUGAUCUGCAAAACUCAAACAAAUCCGGUGAACAGAAUGCUGCUGAAAUAGUUUCUGAGAACCAUCUAUCUGGUAAAUGUUACGAUGGUGUAGAAAACUUGUCGCUGAAACAUUCUCAGAAUAAAUUAGCAGCAAUCAACAAUUCCACGAAAUCUUCUAGGCACGAUUACGAUGUCGAGUCUCGUAGUUAUUCUCCCUUGUCUGAUGCUGUGAGUAGCAACGACGAAGACGGCCAAGAAAAAUUGUUAAAAAAUGGUGACGCAUGUUCUGGGUUGAGUUUUUCGAAUUAUAAUCUCAACUUGAUGAGAUCUAGUCCCUUGAUAUCUCAGAUGGCAGAGCAACCGACACAAACUCUUGAUCCAAGGAAGAGCCCCUCGCCCACAAACUUAUCCAUGAAAGAUAAACAUAACUAUGUGUCUUCCAAUGUUGUUAAUUACAAAAAGAAACAUCUAAGUGAUCAUUCAAAUCUUAUCACAUAAAACAUUAUUUAUUAGAUUUACGAUGCAAGAUUCCCUGUAAAAUAUUAAGUAAAUAUUCUAAU
Molecule: messenger RNA, 2796 nt
Organism: Parasteatoda tepidariorum (common house spider)
Lineage: Eukaryota; Metazoa; Arthropoda; Arachnida; Araneae; Theridiidae
Biological process (GO): animal organ development
Cellular component (GO): nucleus
Source: RefSeq, a predicted model, not a curated record